CAGUACCGUACGGCAUCGAAUACCCCGAACGACACGAUACGACACGACACGAUACGAUACGAAGAUACCAGACCGCAAUGAGAGGCGUCAAAACCAGCAUUGCAAAUUCGUUUAUCGUUGCCCCAUUGUUGCUGUUAUCUUGUUUUGUUUCGUUUGUGGUCGAACGAGUAGAAGCGACGGCAACAGAAGCAGCGACACCACAGCCGGAACACGAAGCAUCUUGCCCAAACCAGGACACCGGAGACGAUGAUGCUGCAGCAGAGGAAUUCCUGGCCCUCUGGGAGAAAUCCGACAGAUCACAUCCCGUCUAUGAAAGCCUCGUCGACCUMUCAGCGAUCAGUGCGGCGCUUCACUGCGACGACGACACCGGCGAAGAUCCACGCUUCCCCACCGACGCCAACUACGCGCUCAUGAUAGAAGCCUACGUGCACGCCAGCAAACUGAACCCGAACCCGAGGGGCAGGCCCCCCACCGCCACCGAAUACAACCCGGAGGCCUUUUUCGUCCCCGUCGAGGUUCGCGCCAGCAGCGAGAUGGGUCGUGGGGUCUUUUCCCUGGGGGACGUUGCCAAGGGGACCAUGGUGAACCGCCCGAGCAACGCUAUGGAGUUCUACAACAGGGAAACCWUUAGGGAUUAUAUCGYCUAUCUGCUACGGAAGCGCUCGCCGCAGCUGAUCUGCGACUCCUUUGAGUGGUUCUACKCGACGAAGGCGUCCAGCGAACCCAACGACUACAUCAUCUGUCUUGAUGCGGACGAUGCCUCGAUGAUCAACAGCGCCCACGACUCCCUCUGGGACGAAAGCCAGGACGACGACGACGACGACGACGACGACGGUUUUUCCGGCAAAUCCACCAGCGAUGGACGCAUCAUGGUGGAGGAAGACGGCGUUCUCUACGAAGGCGUAAUUGACAGCGACGGACGCAUCAUGGUGGAGCAGGACGGCGUUCUCUACGAAUUCCAAGUCGAUGGCGACGACGAUGGACACCAAGGGGAUGCCGAGGUACAGAACAAGAAAGACAUCCCGACCGCUGCCGAAAUGCACAAUACCAACAUCGGACAACACAUAGUCGUUCAAGCAAACAACAAUGUCAGGACGCUAUACGGGUGCCAGGAACCUCCGGUGUACGCCCUGAGGGACAUURAGGCGGGGGAAGGUACGAUUCACUCAUUUGUGUUAUAUUCUUUUGUUGAGUGCUGUGCUGCGGUGUUAUCGUUCGUUGUGCUCCAGAACCAAAAAUCGUUUUUGGCAACGAUGCUUGCUACUUCCACGCUCGCUCACACACAACGGGCAUCGUCUUUUCUCGAUUGGAUUGAAUUGGAUUGAAUUGAAUUGAAUUGGAUUGGAUUGAAUUGAAUUGGAUUGAAUUGGAUUGAAUUGAAUUGAAUUCCGUUUCGCAACAACAACAGAGUUAAGAAUGUCUUACGGCGACUUUUCCGAACCUGAAGGCUUUUGGUUCCUGGGGGUCGAGUACCCGCAAUAGCACCAACGAUACAGUCAUUGGUUGACCGGGCGACCGGCUGUUUGGCAAGCCACAGCAAACAAAACGAAAGCAAUCUCGUUUGGUACGUCUUUUGCGAGAGCCCUUCUCUGUGCGCACGAAGCAGAAAACCGGCCGAGAGGGUCCCAGCGGUCAUUUUGAUAUGCCUGUCCUACACAGCCUAGCCAAAGAGUAGAAACCUCUGAGGAUGCCUUCCAUGUUCAAGAGAAGUAACUAGUCUACUGGCUAUUUUACUUAACUAGSAACAUUAAGAAAUGAAUUCCAACCACGCAUGCAGACAUCAUUUGUUMCUAURCUCUUGCACUCAUUGACUGUGUUCUAAACCAUAAUGAAUCAACAGGUUAAAC
Pseudo-nitzschia multistriata is the source of this 1847-nucleotide messenger RNA. The record is from the annotation of a GenBank genome assembly. NCBI's taxonomy places the organism in Eukaryota, Bacillariophyta, Bacillariophyceae, Bacillariales, Bacillariaceae.